Messenger RNA from Cucurbita maxima (winter squash), 2164 nucleotides. RefSeq names its product golgin candidate 2-like. Bases 1 to 2079 code for a protein of 692 amino acids. Gene Ontology annotation, cellular component: Golgi cisterna; Golgi membrane. Gene Ontology annotation, biological process: retrograde transport, vesicle recycling within Golgi; Golgi organization. The record is from RefSeq and is a predicted model, not a curated record. The transcript is spliced from 10 exons. NCBI's taxonomy places the organism in Eukaryota, Viridiplantae, Streptophyta, Magnoliopsida, Cucurbitales, Cucurbitaceae.
AUGGCUAAUUGGAUCUCCUCCAAGCUCAAAGCGGCCGAGAGCAUUCUCCAGCAGAUCGAUCAGCAAGCGGCAGAGUCGCUUAAGAAGGACGAAAGGCCUCCAUCUGUGGGUAAUUUGGAAGCCACUGGCAAAACUGGAGAUAUUUUGCCUUUGAAGGAUCAGCUCAAGAAGAAGAACCAAGAUGAUAAAGAUUAUCAUGGCAAAUUUCGUAGUGAUCUAAGUUUGAAUGUAAGCAGAAACCAGGAUAAUGUGAUUUCUGCCUCACCAAAAUCCUCGCCAUCGUCAAAACCAUCCACACUUACGGACAGUGACUGGACUGAACUGCUCGGUACACCAAAUCAACCUUCAACUUCGGCUGCAGCCCGCAGUAAUGGUGCAUCCUCAAUUCGUGGUGCAAAGAGAGACGGUCGCAAACCAAGUAAUGCAGGUUCAACUGUGUCGGCGAUGGAUUUCAAGAGAACUCAGAACAACACUAUAAGUAACAAGUCCGUUGGGGAAACCAAAAGAUUAAAUAGGAAGGCAAGUGAUGUGGAAGAAUCUAAUGUUUCAGUUCCAUUGAGGACUGAUACAAGAGUUGAUCUGAAGAGUGACCAAAAUAUUAUGCAUUCUGAAGGUCGAGAACUAGAUAAAAAAGAGGCUGGUGACAAUAUUUUAGUUGAAGCAAAAAGUGUGGAGAAAAAAGAAUGUGGUGGGAAUUUUGAUUCUAAGGGUUUUUCUUUGAAGGAUUCUGUGCUAGCAAUACGAAAUGGUCAUUCCUCAGAAACAAUGCCGGAUACAGGUCAGGCUGACAGGAUAUCUGAUACAAAAAUCAUUGUGAAAGCUGUGCAAAAUCAUCAAGGAAGUGGUGUUUCUGGAAAGCAUAAAUCAGAUGAAGUUUCUCGUAGUUCUAUAUCUGAUGAUGUAAGAAAAGAAUGGACAGGAUCUUCAACUAGUGAUGGGAGUUCUGGUUCAGAUUCAGACUCAGGUUCAGCUUCUGAUUCUGAAAUUGAACGUGAGAGGGAAGAAAAAAGGAGGAGGAGGCAGAAAAUUCUGGCUGAGAAAGCAGCUGCCAAAGCCUUGGAGGCUAUCAAAGAACAGGAAGACUUGGUUGCUAGACUGGAGGGUGAGAAGCAGAGCCUGGAAAAAAUACUGGAGGAUCGAGCAAGAAAGCAAGCAGAAGAGGCUUCAGAGCUGCAGACAUCUAUGAUGGAAACAAUGGAGGCUGUUGAGCUUGAGAAGCAGAAGCACAAUGAAACCCGUAGAGAAGCCCUUGCAAUAAUGGCCAAGCUUGAGACUGAAAAUGCUGAUCUUGCGAGAACCCUUGCUUCUGUACAAUGGAAUCUUGAGUUAGAGGGUAAUCGGGUUGCAGGACUUCGACAGCAGAUUGAACUGAAAGAAACAACUCACGAAGAACUGAGGAGGAGGAUUGCAAGCUCUCAUCAAGCUGGAACAUCGACAAAAUCAUUGCCUUUUAAAGGCAUUGAAUUUGAAUUGGAGAUUCUUGAGGCAGAGCUCUCUCUCAUCACUGAUAAAGUCCUCCAACUGCAGGAGAAGGGGGAGAAGUUGGAAGAAAACAUAGAGUUGAUGAGAAGAGAGAUGGAGGAACCAACUGAAGUUGAAAUUGAACUCAAGAAAAGGCUUGGCCAGAUGACUGACCAUUUAAUUCAGAAGCAAGCUCAGGUGGAGGCACUGUCUUCAGAGAAAGCAACCCUUCUCUUCAGAACUGAGGCUGUGAUGAGGCAGCUAGAAGAAAACAAAUUCAUGGUGAAUACAAACAACAUUUCGAGCACCUUAUCGAGGGACUUGGAGUCCGGAAAAUGGGAACUUUCAGGUUCAAAACUGAGACCAAUGUUAGAGGACAAGAUCCACUCGGGCAAGAAACACCUAGGAUCCUUGAUUCGGCAGCUGGAUGCAAUAUAUGUAGCAGGCAUGGUGUUUAUAAGGAGAAAUCCGGCAGCUAAAUUAUGGUCAGUAGUUUACCUUGUAUGCCUUCACUUAUGGGUACUUUAUAUUCUCAUGUCGCGUUCUCAAGUAGACACAGAGACACUGUCUGGUGCUGUCAUUUCUUUGGACAACAUCAAUGCCUCUUUAAACAUGUGAUUUUUCUUUUUAAAAAUCUAAUAUCUUGAUACCACAAACAUAUUGAAGCCUCUCAUUCAUAAGAUAUACUAUUGAUAUACAUCUU